UGUUUGAAAUGCUGUAUGUUGUAUGAUCUAGUGGUGAGUUUUGUUCCUUAUACCAAACCUCCGGUGUUGUGUUACGAAAUAACAUUCUCCAUUUGUAAGAUCGAGAGUCCGUCAAGAGGGGUAACUCUUGCCAGCAGAUCAGUGCAGGCAAACGGGAAGUAAAGGAACACCCGUCGCUUUCAUUUUACAGAGGAAAUGUGGAAAUGAGCAUGAUGUGACACGCUAAUGUCACAUCUAAAUCACAAUGACUGCACUUAAGGAGACGCUGUGGUUAACACUGGAGGAUUUGAGGGACGAUGAAUUCAAGCAGUUCAAGUGGCUGAUCCACCAGGUGGAUAUUGUGCGCACAAUCAUCCCACACCAUGAUCCCUGCCCGGCCAUUCCUGUGGCCAGGCUGGAGAAGACCGACAGGCAGGACACCGUUGCUCAGAUGGUGCAGUUCUAUGACCUUCAUGGAGCUCUGGAGGUCACCAGAGGGCUUUUGAUCAAGAUCAACAGAAAUGAUCUUGUGCAGCAACUAUCAAGCAUCACUUCAAAAUCAAGAGCACCAAAACCCCCACAGCCGAUCACAUCACACCAACAAACUCUCCAGUCUAAUCUUCAGAACCGCUUCAUGUGUGUUCAGGAGGGAAUGUCAGGCACGCAGGACAAAAAGCUUCUCGUUGACAUCUACACAGAACUCUACGUCACAGAUGCCGGCAACUUGCAAAACCACAGAGUACACGAGGUCAGGCAGAUUGAGAUGGCAUCAAGAAAGACAGCUGCAACAGAGACAUCAGUCAAACCCAAUGAUAUCUUCAAACACCCGUCUGGAAAACACAUACCCAUAAGGACAGUGUUGACCACUGGGAAUGCAGGGAUUGGGAAAACAUUUCUUGUCCAAAAGUUCAUCCUUGACUGGGCUGAAGGACGAAGCAAUCAGGAUGUGCAUCUCAUAUUCCCCUUCACCUUCCGCCAGCUGAAUUUGCUGAAGGGAAAACGGUUGUGCCUCUCCAAAUUCAUCCACAAAUGUAUCUGGGAAACCAAUGAUAUCAAAGAGGACACACUGAAUUACAUUUUCGCCCAGUUACAGAGGUCAGGAAACACCAACUAUGACAAGAGUAAAUUCAAACUCCUCUUCGUGUUGGAUGGACUCGAUGAGAACCGCCUUCAGCUCGACUUCACCGCCAAAGAGAAAACAGUAAUUGAUGUCACAAAGUCAACAAAGAUAGAAGGACUGCUGGUGAACCUCAUCAGAGGGACUCUGCUCCCAUCCUCUCGUCUAUGGAUAACAACACGACCUGCCGCAGCCAACCAGAUCUCCAUGGAGUUUGUUGACAUGGUGUCAGAGGUGAGAGGGUUCACCGACCAACAGAAGGAGGACUAUUUCACCAAGAGAUUCAGCCACGAUGAGCAUGCGAGAAGAGUGAUCUCCCACAUUAAGGCAUCACAAAGUCUCCAUAUCAUGUGCCACAUUCCAGUCUUCUGCUGGAUCACCGCUACGGUGCUGGAGGACGUGUUGAAAAGCAGCGGGGAAGUGGAGCUGCCCAAGACUUUGACCGGGAUGUACACCGAAUUCCUGGCUUUUCAAAUGAGACAGACCAAAGAGAAGUACGGCACAAAGAAGACCAUACGCUACAUCCAGUCACUUGCAAAACUGGCUUUUAACCAGUUGGAGAAAGGAAAUAUAAUCUUCUAUGAGCAAGACCUAAAAGAAAGUGGAAUUGAUCUCAGUGAAGCCUCUGUGUACUCUGGAGUGUUCACGCAGAUCUUCAGAAGGGAGGGCUGGAAGAAGAAGGACAAGAGCAGGAUGUUCAGUUUCAUCCAUCUGAGCAUUCAGGAGUUUCUGGCAGCUUUUUAUGUGUGGUUAUCACUCAUUAACAACGGCAAGAAUGUGAUGGCUGAAUCCCAGUCUACUUCCAAAACUCCGUGGAUGCUUUUCUACAAAACAUCUCCAACAGAGGUCCAGAGAACUGCAAUUGACAGGGCCGUGGAGAGUUCAGGGGGACACCUGGAUUUGUUCCUCCGUUUCCUGUUGGGCCUCUCACUGCAGACAAAUCAAGACCUUCUGACAGACCUGCUUCACCAGAAAAACACAAGUCCAAGCAGUAAUCAAGAGACAAUCCAGUACAUCAAAAAGAAGAUCAAGGAGAAUCCAUCUGCAGACAGAAGCUUCAACCUGAUUUACUGUCUGUAUGAGCUCAACGAUCAUUCUCUCGUGGAGGAGAUUCAAGAGUACUUGAACUCUGGAAACAUCGCGAAAAUAUUUCUAUCUCCUGCUCAGUGGUCAGCUCUGGUCUUCAUCCUGCUGUCUUCAGACAAAAAGCCGGCUGUGUUUGACCUGAAGAAAUACUGUGCCUCAGAGCAGGGUCUCCUGAGGCUGCUGCCAGCCUUUCAAGAAUCCACGACAUACCUGCUGAGUGGCUGUAAUCUGUCAGAGAGCUUCAACGCUGUAGCUUCAGUUCUGACCUCUGAAGAGUCUAAUCUGAGAGAGCUGGACCUGAGCAGCAACAAUCCUCUUGACACCGGAGUUACAGUGCUCUUUGCUGGACUGGAGAGCCCACACUGCAGAGUCCAGUCACUCAGGUUGAGUGACUGUAACCUCACAGAGACAAGCUGUAAAACUCUGGCCUCAGUUCUCAGCUCCAGAUGCUCUACUCUGCGAGAGCUGGACCUGGGGAACAACAACUUGCAGGACGGAGGAGUGAAGCUGCUCUGCGCUGGACUAGAGAGUCUGCACUGUUCACUGGAGUCUCUCAGGCUUCAUUUGUGUAAGCUGUCGUGGGUGAGCUGUGAAGCUCUGGCCUCAGUUCUCAGCUCACAGUCAUCUUGUCUGAAACUGCUGGACCUGAGUAACAACGACCUGCUGGAUUCUGGAGUAAACGCUCUCUCUGCCGGACUGGGAUGUCCACAGUGUAGACUGGAAACUCUCAGGUUAGAAAGUCCUGAAUGUUUUUUGUUGUUUUUUUUUUUAAAAAGUGGGCAGAAACAACCUGGUGUGGCCUCUGUGUGUAGGUUGUCAGGCUGUCUGGUGACACAGGAAGGCUGCGUCUCUCUGGCCUCAGCUCUGCGCUCUAACCCCUCCUCUCUGAGAGAACUGGACCUGAGCUACAAUCAUCUAGGAGACUCUGGAGUGAUGAGCCUGUCUGCUGGAGUGGAGGACCCACAGUGGAGACUGGACACUCUGAAGGUCGACCCUAGAGUGCGCUGGUUGAAAUCCGGUCUUAAGAAAUAUGCCUGUGAACUCACGUUGGACCUGGACACAGCACACCGAGACCUCGUCCUGUCUGACGAUCACAAGGGAGUGACGAGGAGGAGAGACGAACAGCCGUACCCAGAUCACCCCGACAGGUUCUCUGGCUGGUGUGAGCUGCUGUGCAGAGAAGGUCUGACUGGUCGCUGUUACUGGGAGGUGGAGUGGAAGGGACGGGUUUGGAUUGCAGUGUCCUACAGAGGGAUCGGCCGGAGUGGGAAAGGCGUCGACUGCUGUUUCGGGUGGAAUGAGAAGUCCUGGUGUCUAGAGUGCACCGAUGACCAGUACUAUAGUUGGCAUAAUAAAAUGAUAACAAACAUACGGUUCCACCCCCUCAGCACUUCCAGGGUAGCAGUGUAUCUGGACUGGCCUGCUGGCAUGCUGUCCUUCUACAGAGUUUCCUCUGAAGCAGUCACCCACCUCCACACCUUCUAUUCCACAUUCACAGAACCCCUGUACCCAGGCUUCUGGGUCGGGUUGAACUGCUCGGUGACUUUGUGUCAGAUGGAGGACGAAGACUCACCUGAGGAGUGAGGACAGUGAUGUCGGCAACAAACUCAGACAAAAGGUUUCCUCCAAAUCCUCAUCCUGGUGCAAACAGCCUCUGUUCGUGUCUGUUUGUAUUUACUGUGAAAGAAAGGCAGAAUUUAUUGAAUUUUUCCACUCCUGCAUGGCUUGGAUUUGGUUAUGUUGCCAUUUAAAAAUGAUAAUUGUGACAAUGAAAAUAAAAUGAUUAUAUAAAAACUUUUACUGAAUCGGCCCCAAGAAAUCUAAACAUUAUCAAAUGUGGCCCCUGGUUGGGACACCCCUGGCUUAUGGUGUCGUGGUACAUCACUGUCAGUGGUGGAGAGGGACAUUCUGAUUAAAUUAAACAUCAUUUCACUUUG
Solea senegalensis (Senegalese sole) is the source of this 4119-nucleotide messenger RNA. RefSeq names its product NACHT, LRR and PYD domains-containing protein 3-like. The transcript has 8 exons. Gene Ontology annotation, molecular function: protein binding. The record is from RefSeq and is a predicted model, not a curated record. The coding region runs from base 245 to 3766 and encodes 1173 amino acids. Lineage: Eukaryota; Metazoa; Chordata; Actinopteri; Pleuronectiformes; Soleidae.